This is a messenger RNA of Oncorhynchus keta (chum salmon), 484 nucleotides long. Its product is annotated as sericin-1-like. The transcript is spliced from 2 exons. Bases 146 to 430 code for a protein of 94 amino acids. The record is from RefSeq and is a predicted model, not a curated record. Lineage: Eukaryota; Metazoa; Chordata; Actinopteri; Salmoniformes; Salmonidae.
CAGGCAGGUAGUUGGCUCUGGCAGAUCCUGGCUAGCUGGUGGUUCUGGAAGAUCCUGGCUGACUGGCGGAUCCUGGCCGACUGGUGGAUCCUGGCUUACUGGCGGCUCUAGCUGCUCCAUGCAGACAGACAUCCCUGGCUGAUCCAUGCAGACUGGCAGCUCUGGCAGCUCCAUGCAGACUGGCAGCUCCAUGCAGACUGGCAGCUCUGGCUGCUCCAUGCAGACUGGCAGCUCUGGCUGCUCCAUGCAGACUGGCAGCUCUGGCUGCGCUGAACAGGCAGGAGACUCCGGCAGCGCUAGACAGGCGAGGCGCACUGAAGGCCUGGUGCGUGGUGCUGGCACUGGUCGUACUGGACCGAGGACACGCACAGGAAGCCUGGUGUGGGGAGCUGCCACCGGAGGACUGGUGUGUGGAGGUGGCACUGGAUAGACCGGACCGUGCAGGCGCACUGGAGCUCUUGAGCACAGAGCCUGCCCAACCUUA